AUACAGUUUAAUUGUUUCAGGUACCAGGGACUCAGAAGUGAAGUGGAGUGUUCGCGAGUGUGAGAUGUAGCUAAUCGAGUGCGCGUGUGUGUGUGAGCUAGUGAUGGUGUCAGUGUGUGGGUGAGAUGGCGGACGAUACCACCAUCAUCGAGGGAACUGUCAAGUUCCGCGAUGGAAAAAAGUGGAAGCCGCGCUGGUGCGUCAUGCGCAAGCUGUCGCCCGUCGCAGACUGCGUGCACCUGCAGCUGUACCGCGACUCGCGCGCGCGCUGGCGCGGGGCGGCGGGGGGCGCUGGGGGCGCGGGGGGCGCGGGGGGCGCGGGGGGCGCGGGGGGCGCGGGGGGUGGGGACAGCGCGGGGGGCUGCAAGGCGUCGCUGUCACUGCAGCAGUUCGUGGGCUGCGAGGCGGGCUUCACGCUGGACCAGCACUCCAACACGCUGGCGCUGCUGUGCCGCGACCACGUGGCGCUGCUCGCCUUCGACACGCGCGAGCGACUCAUGCAGUGGCAGGUGAAGGUGGAGCUGCACCUGGGCGCGUCGCGGCAGCACGUGGUGAUCGUGGCGCCGACGCCCCCCGGGGCCCCCGCGCCCGCCCCCCGCGCGCCCCCCGGCCCCGCGCGCCUGCACGUGCGGGGGGCGCGCGCCGCCCUCACCGCCGGCGUGCCCCCGCGGCUGCUCGCCGUCUGGGAGAUGCAGCACCUCAGACGGUACGGCGUGGUGGAGGGGCGGUUCUGCCUGGAGGGCGGGUCGCGGAGCGCGCGCGGCGCCGGGCUCACGGUGCUGGCGUCCGAGCGCGCGCGGGACAUCGCCCAGGACUUCGACCGCGCCACCGCCGGCGAGCUGUCCCCGCGCAGGAAGACCAUGCCCGCUAGUCAAGCGGGUAGUCCGACGUCUCACCGCGCCUUCCGUCCCGACACGCGGCUGUCGGAGCUGCAGGAGCGGUGCGCGCCGCCGCGGCACCUGCCGCUGGGCGAGGCGGUGCGGGGCGGGGGCGGCGCGGUGCGGGGCGGGGGCGGCGCAGCGCCGGGGCGGCUCGGGCCCAGCGCGUCGGCGCAUGCGGGGCUGGCGGCGGCGGGCGGCGCGCUGCUGGCGCGGUGUCGCUCCUGCAUGUCCCAUCUCGGCGCGCUCGGCCGCUCCUCCGCGGCGCCCACGCCCAGCGCGAGCCACUUCAGCCCCAACUGGACCAUGGACGAGCUGCCGUCCCCGCCGCGCGAGCCCCCCGCGCCCCCGCGCCCCCCGCGCGCGCCCCGCGAGCCCCUGCCGGGCCGCGCCCGCCGCGCCGCGCCCGCCGACGAGCUCUCGCGGGUCGGACCCUAUGAAAAUUACGAUGUGCCUAAAUUACCUUCUGCUGAGGUGGAAGGAGAAUACUACGACACGCCUAAAAGGCUGAAAGAGUGCUUGAACGACGACCUGUUUAGACUAGCGCAGGGCGCGGCGCCGGGCGCGGUGAUCGUGGAGCGGCCGUGCGGCUGCCUGCUGCAGCUGGGCCGGCGGCGCGCGCCCGCCGUGGUGGAGGUGGACGAGGCGGGGGCGGGCGCGGGGGCGGGGGCGGGGGCGGCGUGCCCGUGCCGGCGCGUCACGGACUGGAUCCUGCCGUACUGCGGCGCCGGCAAGGAGAACCAGCGGCCGGAGCGCGCCGCGCUGUACGCCACCGUGGACCUCGCGCGCAAGACGCGGCGGCGGGCGCCCACGGCGGGCGCGGGGAGCGGGGUGGCGCCGCUCUGCCUGGACGCGCGCCUGCUGGCCGCGGACGGAACCACGUCUAACUACGAGAACCUGCACUUCGCGCGCUCGCUGGAGCUCUACGAGAACGCGAAGGACGUGCUGCAGCGCGCGGGCGUCACGCGGCGCGAGCUGGACGCGCUGGGGGCCGCGGGGGGGCGGGGGGCGCACGACGAAUACCUCAUGAUGGAGCCGGGCGCCGCCUACACGCCGAUGUCCCCCGCGGCGCUGACGCGCGACGACAAGGCGGCCAGCAACCCGGCGCUGCACGCGGGGGGCGCGGGGGCUGCGGGGGGCGCGGGGGCGGGGCGCGCCGAGUACCGCCAGCGCUCCAGCUCGGCCGACUCGUCACGCUUCCUGGAGGACGAGGCGCCGAGCCGCGCCGCGUCCGCCUGCAGCAUCGAGACCCUGCGCGACCUGCAGCUGGAGGCGGGGGCGGGGGGCGCGGGGGGCGUGCGCCGCGCCGCCUCCGUGCCGGGGGGCGCGGGGGGCUGCCGCGACUCCUCCAGCUCCAACGACUCGGGCGUGUCGCUGUGCUCGUCGCGCCCCCGCGCCCCCCGCGCCCCCCGCCCCCGCCGCUCACGCUCCACGGACCCGCUGCGCGACUGCGACGUGGCGGUGCCCACCAAGUCCUCGUCGGCGGAGGCGGAGGUGCCCGUGCUCUCCGGGAAGCCGCUGAGAUGCGCGCGGCCGGACACGCGCAGCACGUCGAGCGGCGCGUCCGACAUGUCCGACUACAUCGAGACGCUGUCGCUCUGCUCCUCGCACUCCUCCACCGACACGCCCGUCACCAUGAGGGUGGUGCGCGAGGCGACGAGCUCGCUGCGGCCGCGCUCGGGCAAGGAGUACGUGCAGCCAGCGGCGCGCUGCGCCCGCGACCCCCGCGACCCCCGCGACACCCGUGACCCCCGUGACCCCCGUGACCCCCGCGACCCCCGGGACCCCCGCGACUCCUGCAACCACUGCGACCACCACGACUCCCGGAGGCACUGAGCACCAGUGGCUGCUAUCUAUGAAGCAAGAGGCUGUACUUUUUGAAAAAUAUUCGUUGCAUUUUUUCGCCGCAGUCGUCACGUGGCGCGUUGGCGAUCUGGACCUGAUGAGUGUAGCAUGUGCAUCGACACAGUGUGACCAUGUUCAUAACAAUAAUAUCUAUGUCUAUCGAUACAUCAAUAACUCUGACUAUGGUAUAAGUGUUAUAAUACCACUCACUGUUCAAUAUGAUGCUGUUAUAACACUAUUGGUGAAAGUCGAACAUUGUGAUAGUGUGUGCAAUGCCACGCUUGUCCUGAAUACUGAAAGUUAUUCAUAAGAUAGUAGGAAGACUUCUAAUUUCAAUUAUUACACCAGAACUGCAUAUUGGUUGUGAACUUUUUAUCAAUUUAUACAUUCUGUGUCAAGUCUUAACUAACUCAAAUCUUGUCAGUAAUUUUGUGCUUUCAGUUUUGUUUAGAUACUUACUUAAUAUUUCUUGUGAUCCGUCCAUUCUCUGUCGUUUAUAUUUUUCUUUAUAUUGUAGUUAAGCUUCUCGUCAUGUUUUGUAGCUGUAUUUAUUAUAAAUUCAAAUUGUAAAAACUUGUACACUACUUAUUAAAUAAUUAUAAUAUUUAUGUUCUUAUAGUAUAAACGAUUUAUAUAAAUAUUUUUUAAGAUGUCAAUCUCAUUAUAUUAUAUCUACAUAAGUAAGUGCUAAUUGUAUAGUUAAAUAUAGACAUUAAUAUUUUUUGGCUAAAUUAUAAUCAAUUUCAAAUUAGUAAACUAAACGAAUUACAAAACAGGUCGAUAAUUUAAUGUAAAGUAAUAAUGUGUAAAGGCGACGCAUUGAAAGCCAAAUAAAUAUAAUUAUGUCUAGUCAUUCCUAUUACUCGAUAUUGUAAAUAUAAAUGUUAUAAUCGUGUAAAGUGUUACAUAAUAUAUUUAGAUUAUUCAUAGAUAAUGUUUACAACGAGCUCUGAUGUUUUUUUGUCUACCCAUCGAUGUAAUAUUUUGAUAUGGUAAGUUUAUGGCUGCCGCGCUGCAGGCAGCUGUAUGUAUGUACAUUGUAUGUAUUUUAUUUUAUAUUGUAUGUAGAUAUGAACCGUAUAGCAAUAACAAGUGCAACAGACGUGAUCCUAGAAGUGUAAAGUAUAUAUAUUUAUCUCUUGUCCAGAGCGGAGAGGCGGCAAUGGCUCCAUUCAAAACCACACAGCUUUUUAGUUAAAAACUAGAAUUUUGCAAGGCAUUCAAAAAGGACCCCGCGGGUCAGGUCAGCCCUUUUUGUCUUACGAGUAGGUACUAUACCACCAUUACAAUAAUGUCCCUAAAUUACACUAUUUCAUGCUAUGUUA
Messenger RNA from Plutella xylostella (diamondback moth), 4048 nucleotides. RefSeq lists its product as uncharacterized. Gene Ontology annotation, biological process: neuromuscular junction development; positive regulation of protein tyrosine kinase activity. Lineage: Eukaryota; Metazoa; Arthropoda; Insecta; Lepidoptera; Plutellidae. The record is from RefSeq and is a predicted model, not a curated record. Gene Ontology annotation, molecular function: protein kinase binding.